AUGGCACCCAGGUUUCAAGUCAUAGUCUUUGGCGACUUGUCUGUCCCGUAUCAUGCCGAGUUGCAAAGACUUCUUUCCGACAAGGACAGCUGUACUCUUGUCUCUCUAUUUUCAGACGCGCAUCGGGCGCUCAGAUCGGAAAUCGCUCGACUGCCGCCCAGCCAGAGGAGCUGCUUCCCCCAUGUUUCCAACCUCGCCGAGCUCUUGAUAGCUCGGCAGUCAUCACAGGUGCCCAACUGCGCGUUGGACAGCGCACUGGUGUGCCUUUGCCACAUUGCUUCGUUUAUAGCAUAUACGAAUGAGCCUGGGAGAUGCUAUCCCCAGUCAUCAUCCUCGUGCCUGCUCGGCAGUUGCAUUGGCCUUUUGGCCGCCGUGGCAGUGAGCUGUGCCGAGAAUGUGCUCGACCUCGUCGAGGCCGCGCCGCACUUUGUGUCACUGGCCUUUCGGCUCGGCCACAUGGUGCAGAACAGAACCACGUCCGUCGUGUCCGGGACCGACGUACACUCUUCAUGCUCGUCGGUGGUGUCGGGCGUUGAUGAAGAAACCAUGCCCCCCCGUAUUGAGGCGUACUGCGUGUCGAGGGGGCUGGCUGCUCUGAGCCGUGUAUACAUCAGUGCCGUGGGCAGCGGCUCCGUCACCAUCUCAGGGCCGCCUGCACACUUGAAGGAGUUUCUGUUGCACAACCCAGCUUUCAAGGCUGGCAAGAUUGGCGUAGCCGGACUAUUCCACUCUUGUUGCCUGUAUACGAGGGCUGAUGUAGACGCGCUCGUCUCGGGCGUCGGUGUGCAUACAAGGAGCAGGGCCGUCCGCCUGCAUGUCGUGUCCAAUUCUGAAGAGGCGGGUGAGGGCUCGUGUGAAGCAACUUGUGAAGAGCUGCUGCAACGCGCCGUCGCUGAAGUCCUGCUUCGUCGACUGAGAUGGGACCUUGUGAUUCAGAGAGCCGUCGGCACACUCGAGAGCUCCAAGCUUUCCGAGGCUGACAUAAUUCCAUUCGCCUCGAGCAGUGUUGAGAGCCUGGCUACUGCUCUUCGCGCAUCUGAGGCUGUAGAAUCUUUGGACGUGUUGAGCACUCUUCCUUUGUCAAGGAGUGAAGGCAGCUCUGUAUCCGGGCCAAAGUCCAACAGGUCCAAAAUCGCCAUUAUCGGGUUUUCUGGGCGAUAUCCCGAGGCUGAUAGCAACGAAGCCUUUUGGGAGCUUCUCGCUGCCGGGCUAGAUGUCCACAAAGAGAUUCCCAAAGAUCGCUUCGACCCGUGGCUCUACUACGAUUCCACGGGGAAAAAGAAGAAUACCAGCGGCGUCACCAUGGGGUGCUUUGUCCGCAACCCCGACCUUUUUGACUCUCGGUUCUUCGGCAUGUCCCCCAGGGAGGCUGAUCAAGCCGAUCCCGCGCAGAGACUGGCGCUGAUGACGGCGUACGAGGCCAUGGAAAUGGCUGGCUUCGUACCCGAUUCCACGCCGUCCACGCAGCGCAGUCGCAUCGGCGUCUUUUACGGGACGGCCAGCGACGACUACCGAGAGACAAACGCCGCCCAGAACAUUGACACAUACUACGUCCCCGGAGGCAGCCGCGCCUUUCUGCCGGCGCGAAUAAACUACCACUUCCGGUUCAGCGGGCCGUCCUUUGACGUGGACACGGCUUGCUCGUCCGGCCUUGCGGCUACCCAUAUUGCGUGCAACUCCCUCUGGGCCGGGGACUGCGACGUUGCCAUUGCCGGCGGCACGAAUAUCUUGACCAACCCCGACAACUGGGCUGGUCUCGACCGCGCCCACUUUCUAUCACGCACCGGCAACUGCAAGACGUUUGACGACGGCGCCGACGGGUACUGCCGGGCAGAGAGCGUGGCGACGGUUCUGCUAAAGAGGCUUGACGAUGCGCUCCUCGACGGCGACCCCAUCUACGGCACGAUCCUCGGGGCCUACACAAACCACUCGGCCGAGGCCGUGUCCAUCACCAGACCACACUCGGGCGCGCAAAGAGCCAUCUUUAGUCGGAUCUUGACAUCUGCCAAUGUCGAGAGCUCCCGCGUCAGCUACGUGGAGAUGCAUGGGACCGGCACGCAGCACGGCGACGCGUGUGAGAUGGACUCUGUCCUCAACGUCUUUGCGCCCGAGGGCUCUCGCCGCGAUGAAACCCUGUACCUUGGCUCAGUCAAGGCAAAUAUUGGCCACGGAGAAUCUGCCUCUGGAAUCUCGUCGCUGAUAAAGGUGUUGCUCAUGAUGCAAAAGAGCUCAAUCCCUCGGCACGUGGGCAUCAAGACCAAAAUCAACCGCAACUUCCCUCUGGACCUUGCGCGGAGAAACGUCCACAUUGCGAUGAAGGAUACGCCGUGGCCGAGGCCGGAUCCCAGAGACGCGCCGUCGGGCAGAAUAGCAUUUGUGAAUAAUUUCGGCGCCGCCGGCGGGAAUUCUUCUGUCCUCGUGCAAGACGCCCCGGCGACGUCGGCGGCGGCGGACGACGACCCCCGGCCGCUUCACAUUGUCGCCGUGUCGGCCAAGACGCAGACGGCGUUUAAGAAUAACCUUGCUGCGCUGGAAAAAUAUCUCGAUGCCCAUCCGGAUGUUCCCCUUGGCUCGCUUUCGUUUACCACCACCGCCCGGCGCGUCCACUACGGCUACCGCGCCGCCGUCACGGGCUCCAGCAUCCGCGACAUCCGGGAGGCUCUUGCGAGCGCGGCCAACGCGGACAAAUGCCUUUCCACGGCGGGGAGUACGACCCCCGUGGGGUUUUGCUUCACCGGCCAAGGUGCCCAGUACCUCUCUAUGGCCAGGGAGCUCCUCGCGCACCCGCAGUUCCUGUCCCUGGUGACGGGGCUGGAGGACGUUGUUCGGCUGCAGGGCUUUGGGUCCAUACUCGACGUGCUCCAGGGCAUGGCGGACGACCCGAUGGAGCAGCUCUCCCCCGUCAAGGUGCAGUUGGCCAUGAGCUGCUUGCAGAUGGCCCUCGGCAAGUUUUGGAUGGCCCUCGGCGCGUCUCCCGACGUACUUGUCGGGCACAGCCUCGGCGAGUACGCCGCCAUGAACGUGGCCGGGGUGCUCUCCGACGCGGAUGCCGUACACCUCGUUGGCACCAGGGCGGCUCUUCUCAGCAAGUACUGCUCUGUGGGGACGCAUGCCAUGCUGGCUGUCAAGGCGUCUGCGGACAGGGUGGCUUCGCUGCUGGGCCGGCCCGGCCUGGAGAUUGCCUGUGUCAACGGGCCGGAGGAGACGGUGGUGGCCGGGCCCAGGGACCAGAUUGACUCGUUGGCGGCGGUGCUCAACACGCAGUCGGUCAAGACGACGCUGCUCAAAGUUCAGUUUGCCUUUCAUUCUGCCCAGGUAGAGCCGAUGCUGGAGAGCUUCCGACAGAGCUGCGGCUCGGUGAGAUUCAAGGAUCCCGCUGUUCCGUUGUUGUCGCCUCUUUUGGGCAAAGUAGUCAGAAGCGCGGCCGAUUUGGCAUCUCCAGCUGACUAUCUGACGCGGCACUGCCGCGAGACGGUGAAUUUCCGCGGCUGCCUGCUUUCUGCGGCAGAGGCGGGCGUCGUCUCGGACAAGACGGUCUGGGUCGAAGUCGGGCCUCACCCCGUCUGCGGCAACAUGAUCAAAUCCACGUUGGGGGCGUCGUCGAGAACGUUUCCCUCGCUGCGGCGCGGCGAGGCGGACUGGAAGGUGUUCACGUCGACCUUGACGAGCCUGUACAACUCGGGUCUCGCCAUCAACUGGGGCGAAUACCACAGCGGCCUGACGCACAACAAACAGGUGCUGUGUCUGCCCUUUUACAAGUGGGAGUUGAAGAGCCACUGGAUCCCCUAUGUCCACGACUGGUGCUUGACAAAGGGCGAUGCGCCGCCUCCGCCGCAGCCGCUGGCAUCGCCUGCCCCCGUUGCCCGGCAGAAGCCGUUGACGACGUCGGUGCAGGACAUUAUACACGAGCAAUACUCGGGCGACGAGGCGCAGAUCACGGCGCGGUCUGAUAUCCAGCACCCCGACUUCCGCGAGGUGCUCCUGGCGCACAAGGUCAACGGGCAGCCGGUGUGCUCCUCGGCUGUGUAUGCCGACAUGGCUAUGACGCUCUUCACGCGGCUCCUCGAGCAGUCGGCCGUGGGCUUUGACAAGUCCGACAUUGGCGUCGAAGUCUCCGACAUGAGUGCCGACAAGGCCCUUGUGCUCAACGACGACCCGUCCCAUCUCCUGGAGAUGAAGGCGGCGGUCAAGUGGUCGACACGGCGGGCGACCUUUACCAUGUCCAGCAUCUCCAGCGCGGGGGCGGAAACGGCGCACCACGCAAGGUGCACCGGGUUCUUUGUGGACAAGAGCCAGUGGAGGGCGGACUUCAAACGGCGCGACUUUCUCGUCAGGGCGCGCAUCGACGACCUCCGACGGUCGGUCCACGACGACUCGGGGUCGGUCCACCUGAUCAAGACGGGCAUGUUUUACAAGCUCUUCAGCGCUCUCGUCGACUACCGUCCCUCGUUCAAGGGCUGCCGCGAACUCGUCAUGCGCUCGGCAGAACUCGAGUCGUCGGCCAGAGUCAAGUUCAACACGCCGCCCGGGACGGCCGACAAGUGGAUGACGCCGCCGUACUGGCUCGAUAGUCUGGGCCAGAUCACGGGGUUCACCAUGAAUGCCAACGACGAGGUCGACUCGAAGAACCAGGUCUUCAUCAACCACGGCUGGGAAAACAUGAAGCUCCUGGAGCCGCUGUCCCAAGAUGUCACGUACACGACCUAUCUCAAGAUGCGGCCCAAGGACAAGGGCUCCUACAUUGGCGACGUGUACAUCUUCAACGAGGGCGCGAGGGACAUUGUCGCCGUGUACGAAGGCGUGACCUUUUCCGCGGUGCAGAGGAGCAUCCUCGACAAGGUGCUCCCCAAGCCCAAGCCGGCGACGGCAAAGCCGGUCCCUUCACAGCCCGUCUUCGGGAGCCAGGCCCCGGCGGCUGAUGACGAGCCGUCGACGGAGCCGCCUGCGCUGCUGCCGCCGCACAAGUAUGGCGUGCCGGCGGACAAGCUCAAGGCCAUCAUUGCCGAGGAGGUCGGGGCCCCGGUCUCGGAUGCGCAGGACGGCGCCGAGCUCGCGGGGCUGGGCGUCGACUCUCUGCUCGCGCUGACCAUUUCGGACCGCAUGCUCGAGGAGCUCGGCGUCAAGGUGGACUCGACGGCCUUUAUCACCUGCAAGACGGUCGGCGAGGUGAUUCAGCUGAUUGCCGGCUCGUCGACGCCGUCGUCCGACUCGGAGCCCUCGACGCCGCCCGUGACGCCGCCGCCGCCGAGGGAGCCCGAGUUUGAAAACGCCCAUCUGUCUCGGGGGGUGGAGGCGGCGCUGUCCGCUCUGUCCAUGGACCCGGACGAAUACACCCCUAUUGCAAGCAUGAAUGACAAGGCCAAGCCGACGCCGGCGCCGGCGUUCGGCGUCGUGUCUCCCCUGACGGUCCUCCCGCCGCCGUCCCACGUGCCGCCCGCGUCUUCGGUCCUCCUGCAGGGAAACCCGGCGACGUGCUCGCGCAAGGUGUGGCUGUUCCCGGACGGAUCGGGCUCCGCGACGUCGUACCUGCCGCUGCCCGACGUGGAUGCGGAUCGGGUGGCCGUGUACGGCCUCAGCAGCCCCUACGUCCGGCGCGGCGACUGCAAGCCAUGCCGGUUCGAGGAGCUGACGGCGGCGUACGUGGCCGAGGUGCGCCGGCGGCAGCCCGCGGGGCCGUACAUUGUGGGCGGCUGGUCGGCCGGCGGCAUCUGCGCGUACGACGCCGCCCAGCGGCUCGCGGCCGAGGGCGACGCCGUCGACGGGCUCAUCCUGCUCGACAGCCCCCGGCCCGUGAGGCUCAAGAAGCUGCCGCCCCGGCUGUACGCCGAGCUGGACCGCCUCGACGUGUUUGGCUCCGGCGGCAGGAGGCCGCCCGCCUGGCUGGCCGCGCACUUUGUCUUGUUCGCCGACAUUCUGGACACGUACAGGCCGCGCGGGUGGGCGGCCGCCAGGCCCCUGCCUACUUGGGCCCUGUGGGCGAGGAACGGCGUCGACGAGGGCGGACUGAUUGACAUUUGGCCUGGUGAUCCGGACAAUCUGCUGUGGCUGCUGCACAGGCGGGCCGUGGUGGAUGCCAACGGCUGGGAUGAGCUGGUUGGGGGGGAGAAUGUGGUCAUGGAUGUGGUCGAGGGGGCGCACCAUUUCAAUAUGUUGAAGGAGCAGGGCGCGCGGCAGGUGACGGACUUUCUUCGACGGGCUGUGACGUGUAUGGCUGGGGGGGUCUUGUAG
Molecule: messenger RNA, 6228 nt
Organism: Metarhizium brunneum ARSEF 3297
Lineage: Eukaryota; Fungi; Ascomycota; Sordariomycetes; Hypocreales; Clavicipitaceae
Gene: wA
Product: Conidial yellow pigment biosynthesis polyketide synthase
Biological process (GO): fatty acid biosynthetic process; secondary metabolite biosynthetic process
Molecular function (GO): fatty acid synthase activity; phosphopantetheine binding
Source: RefSeq, a predicted model, not a curated record